AAAAUAAGUUUGUUUAGUUGUUGGGGGUUUAUGGAGCGGCAUGAAGGAUCUUCCUGCUGUGUGUUUACAGAGGGUGUGCGUGUAUGUGUCUUAUUUGUGAUCUAUGUAAACCACUGUGUGCUCUCACAACAACGGACAUAAGAAGAGACACGCAAACUCACCGGGGCGUGAACGCUCUUUUACAUGAACAAAUGCAGGUCAACACGACCCGUCGAGCUGCAUCCCGGGACCUGAAGAGGAGAACGUACAAGGCAGGGAUCAAUGCAGCAAAGAAGGUGGAAUAAUGAGCUCCACUGAGGACCAGAAUGAGGACAGUCUGAACCAAUCAAAGUCCAGAUCAAGUCCUAAAUUCCUUGGUCUGUCUCGCUGUGCCGCCUGCUACAACCGGCAAGCGAGCUCCACGCAUUGGCACGGGGGUGACGGGGAGUCCAGCUCUUCAGCAGAAGACUCUGGACCAGAGGUGGACAGGGAGUCAGAAGCAGAGUCUAGCUCCAGCAGCAGCAGCAGCAGCUGCUGCUCGGGGGAGGAUUUAUCAGAAAUACUUGAACCUGGAGGAAAAGAGGGUGACGGACCUGAGGAGACAGGAGAGACGUCGGAGAGCCAGGGAGAUAAAAGCGGGACAAAGGGGAUAACUCGAAGAGCUACACUUGUCAAGUCUUACUCCCUGCCCACCUCAUUUGCUCCUCACCUCACGCCCCUGUCCCUCCUGCCCCGCCCUCAUAAAGUUGUCUCCACCCUCCACCUGCAGGCGUUCACCCAGCAACACGACGACGACAACGCCUUCAACAUCGUCAUACACCACCUGGCCAAAACAGAGAAGGAUUCAGCACAGGAAAGUAAUGGAGGAGGACGAGGAGGAAUGAACUAUCUGCUGCCUCCGCAGCCGCUUCAGUGGCAGCAGAAGGCGUUCUCAUGGCAACUACCAACAUUAGAGCAACACCAGCUGUCACACCAGUACCCGCAAACACCACAUCAGCUGUCGUAUCAACAUCAGCAACAACAACCUCCGCGCUUCUCCCCUCCCUCAGCUCAGUGUCAAAGGUUACCACCACCCCUGCACACACUUCCUGUGUUGCAACCCCCGACACUCCACACACCCCUGCAGGUCCCAAGUUCACCUCAGAAACAUCUGCACGCACUCACUCCACAACCAUGCUGGUGCUGUUACAAUAUGCAAUUUCCUUACUCUCCAUACUGGAGUUAUUAAGAGUAGUGGACGGUUCUCCGGAUAAUAAGAAUCAAAUUAAGUUCUGCAGUGUUGAAUUUAGUCAUUAAAUAUGUGAAAAAAAAGAUUUGAAUAUGAGUUUAAUGGGAUGUUGGUGAUCGUACACGAGCCUUUAGCAUGCGUAGAUUUGAAGUUUCUCUUGUUCAUUAGUGACAUUUGUUUUGCUACACUCACAUUACAGUGUUAAAAGGUUAGGUAGCAUUCACCACUGAGACUCUGUAAGACCCUGAAACAUCUUAUGUAUUGCCUUGCAAUUGUUUUUAACGUUUUGUAACUUAACCAAAUAGAGAAAAAUGAAAACAAAUGCUGUCAACUCUAUCCGAGUCUUUUCUUUCCUGUUGCUUUAUUAAUCCACUACAAAGACUCUGUUAUAACCUCACUGCAAUGAGGCUUCACUAUAUUAUGUUAUUAAGUACUGUGUGUCCAACAGAAACUGAAAUGCGAGACAGGCAUCCCAUUGGAGUCCUCUUUCGUGAGACUUGCUAAAUCCAUGUAUUUAUUUGCUUUGCAGACAAGUAAAAAAUACCUUUUCUACUCCCGUAAUGUAACUGGUAUCUCUUGGUUUAUGCCAAAUAUGUGUAAAACUGUAAGAUGUUUUAAUAUUUUUGUUGAGUAAUCCUGCAUUGGAUUGUACGCAUAAAUGUAUCCAAUCAAAUGUGAUUUGGGCCGACCAGUUCAUCCCUGCUAUUAUAUAAAACCACGCCUUUAGCUUGUGGGUGAUCACAGUAGCUAGUGGAGUUAUGUUAUAGGUCA
This is a messenger RNA of Micropterus salmoides (largemouth bass), 1978 nucleotides long. RefSeq lists its product as uncharacterized. The transcript has 3 exons. The record is from RefSeq and is a predicted model, not a curated record. NCBI's taxonomy places the organism in Eukaryota, Metazoa, Chordata, Actinopteri, Centrarchiformes, Centrarchidae. The coding region runs from base 284 to 1207 and encodes 307 amino acids.